Molecule: messenger RNA, 6298 nt
Organism: Mizuhopecten yessoensis (Yesso scallop)
Lineage: Eukaryota; Metazoa; Mollusca; Bivalvia; Pectinida; Pectinidae
Product: ATP-binding cassette sub-family A member 1-like
Exons: 37
Coding region: 1-5721 (1906 amino acids)
Biological process (GO): transmembrane transport; lipid transport
Cellular component (GO): intracellular membrane-bounded organelle; membrane
Molecular function (GO): ATP hydrolysis activity; lipid carrier activity; ABC-type transporter activity
Source: RefSeq, a predicted model, not a curated record
AUGGGGUUUGGAAAUCAGCUGUCUUUACUUUUGUGGAAAAACUUCACUUUGAGAUGGCGUCAAAAGUACCGUGUGAUUGCGGAGGUGUUGGCCCCCCUUAUCCUACUCUUUGUACUUGUGGGAGUACGUACUCGCCCGGAUCUCAAGUGGAACCACCCAGAAUGUCACUUUGAUGGCAAGUCCAUGCCGAGUGUGGGUAUUGUGCCUUUCCUACAGUCGUUCUUCUGUACCUUCAACAACACGUGCUACGAGAAUGUCACUCCAAAUGAAAUGGCGGGAAACACAGAUGACUACAAAGAUUCUUUGAUGACAAAGUUGGUUGAAGAUAUCACAGAUGUCCUCAACAAUAACAUGGACCGGAAACUGAUCCUUGAUCUGAUAGGAACCUGGGAUAUUAUCAGCUCCCUGUCUGCUAAAAUCCUCAACGGCUCCACAAAAGGCCAUGUUAAAGUGCUGAGCCUUUUUAAGAAUCCUCGAGAGCUUGUUCAGGAAAUCGUGAACAAUAGCAUCACUUUGUCAGAGGGGGCUUUAGUGCACCUUCUUAAUGCAUCAAUAGAUUUCGGUCAGUUCAAUCGUCCACACCUUAGCGAUGUUUUGCGUGACUUCGAAGUUUGUCCCAGGGUUGGUAAGUCUGUUGGACCAAAGAAAUCUGCAGCGCAGGUUCGUGACUUUGUGUGUUCCUCAGAUUCCAUGCUAGAGUCAUUCAGGUUCAAGGACGUUGCUGCCCGACGUACAGUUCAGGCCGAACUUUGUCGCAUACCUGAAGCACAACUUGUCAGUUUGUAUGACCUCUUCAAAAACAAAUACAGCAUCCAACAUUUCAUAUUUCAAGUUUUGAGGUUUGUUUUUCUCAAUACUGGAAAAAUACCAAACGUUACUAAAAUCUACGGAAAGUUGAAAGGCUUAUUCAAAGAUGUAAAGGAUCUGGACUCUACAGAUGCAGCCACUUUCGAGAAGCCAAUUCAAGACCUCAUAGCAUUUUUUUCAAAGACCGGAAAGCCUAGCCCAGAAGUGAUAAUGGAACAAAUGGGAAAGUUUGUCUGUGGGAGAAACUCCUUCAUGCAAAUGACAUCAACUAAGUCAAAGGAUAUUCUAGAUCGAUUUAAUUCCUUCAAACGGCCAGACAUCAAGGAUGACAAGGACAAGGGGGGGAAUGAUUAUGGACCGAACUCGCCGGUUUGUAUGGAGUUGGUGGAGUUGAUGAAUGCCAAUAUAAACACACAAAUCUUAUGGAAACAUCUGCGCCCAGUUGUCCUGGGAAAGAUUCCCUACGCACCGGACACUGCAGCUGUCAGGGAAAUUAUCAAGGGGGCCAACCGGACAUUUAGUGACCUGGCAAGGAUGGUGAAACUGGCUGAAGACUGGGAGGAUUAUGCCGAGUACCUUGAGAAGUAUCUCAAGACUAGUCCCACCAUGGAUAUGAUCCGGGCGUUUGCAUCGUCGUGUUUGUGCGAUAUCUUGGAGAGCAAGACAAUGAACCUGAUCAAGUCAAAAACAAAAUCCAAGAAUGUGUGUCGGUUCCUACAGACCUACCUCAGUAAGGACCCAAAGGCCGACGGCAACUUUGACUGGGAGAAGACUCUCCAUUACACCAAGAUAUUUGCCCGAGUAGUGGCUGAGUAUGGCAAGUGUUUCCAGUUUGACAAGUUUGUUGGUUACUCCUCGGAGGACGAGCUCAUUGAGAACAGCCUCGACAUGAUUGAGGCUGACAACUUUUGGGGAGCCCUGGUGUUUGACGUGAAGCCUGGAGCAGAUCCGCUCCCUACCCAUCUCUCAUACAAAAUCAGGAUGGACACCACCAAAGUGGACGACACUAAACGCGUUACUGACAAGUAUUGGCGCCCUGGCCCCCGGAGACGUGCGGGAAUGGAGACUAAAUAUCUGACGUACGGUUUCGCCUACCUACAGGACAUGGUGGAUCAUGCUAUUAUCAAGUACCAAACAGGACGUGAGGAUGAUACAGGCGUCAUUCUCCAGCAGUUCCCCUAUCCUUGCUAUGUAGAGGACUCGUUUAUGGAAGUGGUCUCCAAGACGUUGCCGCUGUUCCUCGUCCUGGCCUGGAUCUUCCCCGUAGCCCUGCUGUGUAAGAACAUCGUGUACGAAAAGGAGAAACGACUGAAGGAGAUGAUGAAGAUUAUGGGACUAGGGAACGGUGUCCACUGGAUGGCCUGGUUCAUCAACGCCUUCGUCACAAUGUUCAUCACCGUCAGCUUGCUGGUUAUCAUUUGUAAGUAUGGGAAGAUCAUACAACAAUCUGACCCUGUGAUUCUGCUGCUGUUCUUCACCUCCUUCGGUGUGGCUACCAUCAGCAUGGUGUUCAUGAUCAGCGUGUGUUUCUCCCAGGCCAACCUGGCCGCCUGCUCAGCAGGCUUCAUCUACUUCAUCAUGUACCAGCCAUACAGCUUUGCUAAACGCUGGGAGGAUGUCCUCAGCGGUUGGAAUAAGAUGAGUGUGUGUUUCUCGUCAAAUGUGGCGUUUGGGUUUGGCUGUACCUACAUUGCACGGUUUGAAGAACAGAACAUUGGAGUACAAUGGAGUAACAUUGCCAAGACCCCUCUGGUGGACGAUGAGUUCAGCAUGCUUUACUGCAUCCUCAUGUUGUGGUUGGACGCCAUCUUGUACGGACUUAUCACUUGGUACAUAGAGGCCGUUUUCCCAGGACAAUAUGGGAUCCCUCGACCAUUUUAUUUCUUUUUUCUCAGGUCUUACUGGUGUGGUACUGGAAACAGAAAGGUCAAAGGUGAAGGUGGAGAGGAAGAGGAAGAAGAAUCUACAUAUGAGCCUGAACCAGUUACAGGCAUCAACAUGGAAGACGAACCAAUGGGGCGUCCCCUUGGAGUGUCAAUCAGAAAUCUCAGGAAAGCCUAUGGAAAAAAGAUGGCAGUUGAUGGUCUUAGCAUCAACUUCUACGAAGGUCAAAUUACAUCAUUUCUGGGUCACAACGGUGCAGGCAAAACCACCACAAUGUCGAUACUGACAGGCUUGUUCCCACCGACUGAGGGUACGGCCUACGUCUAUGGGAAGGACAUCACCACCCACAUGGAGGACAUCCGAUCGAGUCUGGGGUUAUGUCCGCAGUAUAACGCCCUCUUCCCUUAUUUGACUUUGAAAGAACAUCUGUGGUUCUAUGCACGGCUGAAGGGGCUGACCAACGUCCAGGCCAAGGCCGAGGCCAAACAGUUGAUACAGGACAUAAAGCUACCCCACAAGAAACAUGCCUUUCCUAAAAUGCUCUCAGGUGGUAUGAAAAGGAAGCUCUCUGUUGCUAUAGCGUUCGUUGGAAAUGCCAAGACUGUGAUCCUGGAUGAGCCAACGGCAGGUGUUGAUCCUUAUGCCAGGCGGUCGAUCUGGGAACUCCUACUUAAGUUCAAAAAAAACCGUACAAUCCUGUUGUCAACUCACCACAUGGAUGAAGCCGACGUCCUCGGAGACAGGAUAGCGAUCAUCUCACAGGGAAAGCUCUGCUGUUGUGGCUCCAGCCUCUUCCUCAAGUCUCUCUACGGUAACGGCUACUACAUGACUCUGGUGCGGGAGGGUGCGGAGGAAAUAGACGAGGAAAACGACGAGUACGAGAUGAUAUAUGAAAAUGUCCUGCCAUUAUUGAAGCCAAAACGGAGAGAGGGUCGUCUAGAUGUGGAUGAAGGAUUUGCAGAAAGGUCUAAUGAUAAUGACAUUUCUUUUCUGAUGCCGACUCCCCCGCCUGAUGGUGAUCUGAAACCAGCAUUUUCUGAGAAGCGAUUGACAGCCUUUAUAAACAAAUUUGUGAUUGAGGCAAAGCUUGUGGAGAGCAACAAGUCAGAGCUUACGUACCAGCUGCCAGACUACGGCCCACAGACGGGCGAUUUUGUGUUUAUGUUCCAAGAACUGGAACGCUGUCAUAAAGACAUGGGCAUUUCCAGCUUCGGAAUCUCAGAUACCAGUCUGGAAGAGGUGUUCCUGAAAGUGGCAGAAACUGCUGAUGAGAAUGACAAGGAGACAAUAAAAAACCCAAAUGACGAGGUAAAGAGGAAGAGACUAGAGGAAGUAUCUGAUGGUGGGCGUGUACCUAGACCUGUCACUCAGAUGAGUUUCCGUAGAAACAAGCGUCAAUCAUUCCUGAGAGUAACGCAAAGACAACAGUUACAGGAGAUACAGGAACAAGAAGUUCAGCAACAGAUGGAAAACCCUAUAGAAACAAGGGAGGAAGUGGUAUAUCUAGAUCUAGACGGCAUUGUAAACCCCUUAGGGUGGGGACAAGUUGGGAGGAACCUUUUCUCAAUGUUUGUCUGUGGCGUUGUAUUCUUCCUGCUUAACAUCCUAAUAGAACAUAACUUCUUCAUUCAUAAAAAGGUAGGACCAACUCCCGAGGAGGAGGUGGAGGACGAAGAUCAGGAUGUCGCCCGGGAGAGGGCACGGGUCCUCUCAGAGGAAGGGGAGAAUGACAUCAUUCGGAUAGACAACCUCACCAAGGUGUACAAGGUGCCGGGUGGCAAGGGACGCCAUGUUGCCGUGGAUAGGCUCUGUCUUGGUGUGCCAAAAGGACAGUGCUUCGGACUGCUGGGUGUUAAUGGAGCAGGCAAGACCACAACCUUCAAAAUGUUGACUGGCUACCUGGGAAUGACUCAUGGAAAUGCCUACAUCAAUGGAUUCAGUAUUGUUACGGCGGUGAAGGAGGUCCGACGCAGCAUCGGUUACUGCCCCCAGUUUGAUGCCUUUGACCCGCUAAUGACUGCCAGGGAAGUGCUCUACUUCUUUGCCAGGAUUAAAGGGAUCCCUUCAUCAGAUCUCAAAGAUGUUGUAGACUGGGCCAUCACCAAGCUGGGACUGACGCAAUACGCUGACAAACCUUCAGGAACCUACUCCGGGGGAAAUCGCCGCAAACUCUCAACCGCCAUAGCUCUCAUAGGCAAUCCUUCCGUUAUAUUUCUGGAUGAGCCGACAGCAGGCAUGGACCCAGGAGCCAGGCGAUUUCUAUGGAACUGCAUUAACAAUAUUGUCAAAGAUGGCCGCUCCGUCAUCCUAACUUCACACAGUAUGGAGGAGUGUGAAGCCCUGUGUAGCAGACUGGCCAUUAUGGUGAACGGGCGAUUUAGAGGCAUUGGUAGUAUACAGCAUCUCAAAACCAGGUUCGGGAAUGGUUACAUAGUGAUAGUGCGAAUAGCUGGGGAUCGCCCCGACCUGGAUAUAGUGGACAGCUUUAUAACGGAAACUUUUCCGUCUGCCAACCUCCGGGAGAGGCAUCACAACAUGCUACAGUACCAGCUGGGAUCUGAAGUACCACUGUCCCACAUCUUCUCUGAGAUAGAGGCUGUCAGGGAGAGCUUCAACAUAGAGGAUUACUCAGUCUCCCAGACAACGCUCGACCAGGUGUUCAUAAACUUUGCCAAAAUGCAGACAGAUUCUUUGGACAGUGAAGCAGCUACAGCAGAAUCGGAGGAUACCACAGAUGGAUUACAACACGACAACUUAAGUCGCGCAACAAGUAUGACGACUGUAAACAUGGACAGGAGAAUGAGUUCAUCCACACUAGGGGGCGCUAGUAGUGCAGAGGUAGUGGGUGAUGGUUACUCCACCAUCGCGGCUGUGCCACCAAGGGAUGGAACAAACAGCGAGGGCUACACCACUAUUAAGGAGUUGAGCAGUCCUGUCAAAUAUGCAGCACCUGCACCUCGACUAAAACGCAAACCCAGAGUACUAGAGUCUCACAAUGAUAACAAUAAGGACGACGGAUUCAAUAUAUAGAGGCAAAAUGUGGUGUGUUCUGUUAAAAAAACAGAAAUAUAUCUGUUGUAAAUUUUAGUUUUGUAUGUCGCAGACAUUAAACUGAAAUGAGACGUACUUCCACAAAUGAACAAUGAAUGACUGGACUUUUGUGUCUUCACUGCCUGGUGGUCUACAGAACUAAAACAGAUUACCUGGUGGUCUACAGAACUAGAACAGAUUACCUGGUGGUCUACAGAACUAGAACAGAUUACCUGGUAGUCUACAGAACUAGAACUGAUUACCUGGUGGUCUACAGAACUAGAACAGAUUACUGGUGGUCUACAGAACUAGAACAGAUUACCUGGUGGUCUACGGAACUAAAACAGAUUACCUGGUGGUCUACAUGACUAGAACAGAUUACCUGGUGGUCUACAGAACUAGAACAGAUUACGUGGUGGUCUACAGAACUAGAACAUAUUACUGGUGGUCUACAGAACUAGAACCAAUACCAGGAGGUCUACAUAACUAGAACAGAUUACCUGGUGGUCUACAGAAGUAGAACAGAUUACCUGGUGGUCUACGGAACUAAAACAGAUUGCCUGGUGGUCUACAGAAC